Messenger RNA from Trichobilharzia szidati, 528 nucleotides. The record is from the annotation of a GenBank genome assembly. Lineage: Eukaryota; Metazoa; Platyhelminthes; Trematoda; Strigeidida; Schistosomatidae.
AUGUUUUGUUGUAUUCCAAAUAAUGUAGAGACUAGGCGAGUAAAAAUUGACCGAUAUUCAAUCGGGAACCCUAUAGAUUUUCGACAUGUCGCACACAUGGGAACUUCAGCACUUUAUGAGGAUGAUGUUUCCAACGCUCUGGGUCUCCUUGACCACCAAUCUCUACCAGUGCACUUAAAGUUGAUAGACUUACCCAAACUUUCGAACAACAAUACUUCGUUGUCAGCGGGUGGUUUGGGCUCAUCCAAUAUAUGUAUCAAUUCAACAGUCCCGUUUGCUGCUACCAAACAAUCACCAACAUCGAAUGAAACAAAACCGAGUAAAAGAAACUCUUUUUUGAAUGCUACUUCUAUGUCAUCCACAUCGCAUGAAACAGGCCGUAACGUUAUGCGCCACUCAACUCACCUGAGUAAUCUGAAUCCCUCAAGACCGCCGUGUUUAGAUCUUAGUUUGCCUUUGCCUCCUCCUCCACCACCACCUCCCCCUGUAAAUGCCACCAGUCUUUGUUCUAUGAUAAGAUCAUCGUAG